UAUAUAUACAAUUAUUAUCAGUAUCAAAAUGAUGAUGCUGCGUGCCCUUAAUCUCCACCCAUUUCCUGAGGAGUGAAGGAUGUCGGCGCCACGCACAGAAAGCGUUCAGUAGCCCACCGCACCCACCGCAUCAGCGGUCCUCACUGAUUUCUGCUUACAUCGACUCCUGCUUUAUCUACACAGUCAUUCGAGGAAUCGGCACGGAGCACGGACCGGUCGAUGGAAAAAGCGAGAAGAUGAUACUGUGAAGAGGGUGGACAUGGAAACCCGACGCUGAGUUCCUUUAAUUGUGACCAUGGCCAAACAGUAUGAUGUGCUGUUUAGACUCCUGCUCCUCGGAGACUCCGGUGUCGGCAAAACCUGUUUGUUAUGCAGAUUCACGGAUAAUGAAUUUCAUCCCUCUCACAUUUCCACCAUCGGUGUCGAUUUCAAAAUGAAGACCUUGGAGAUAGAUGGCAUUAAAGUACGAAUACAGAUAUGGGACACAGCAGGCCAGGAGAGAUAUCAGACCAUCACUAAACAGUACUACAGAAGAGCACAGGGCAUUUUUCUGGUGUAUGACAUCACAAGCGAGCACUCGUUCCAGCACAUCAUGAAGUGGGCAAGUGAUGUAGAUGAGUAUGCCCCCGAGAAAGUGCAGAAGAUACUUGUUGGGAAUAAGUCUGAUGAAGAACAGAAGAGACAAGUAGCUACAGAACAGGGAAAUAAGCUUGCCAAGGCUUAUGGAAUGGACUUUUUUGAGACAAGUGCCUUUACCAACCACAAUAUUACAGAGUCUUUCACCCGAUUGGCUGAAUUAGUCUUACAAGCCAAUAAGAAGGAUCUUGAUUUGUUGGGAGGAUCCAUGAAUGACCAGUUAAAUCUUGCUAUUUUGGAGGAGCAGGAAGGAUUGUGUAAUGUUAGCGACGGCAUCCAUGAGUCCUGCUGGUGCUGAGAACAGGAUGUGACAUUACUACUUUUUCAGUUGUUUUCCAUGUAUAUAUUACAUGUACAUUUUGAAUGACCAUUUUGCAAAGUUGAACGUUAUUGUUAAUCAGUUUUUGGUGCCUUUAAAGGCUUAUUUCCUGCUGAUAUACUCAUGGAUAUUAUUAUUUGUUAUUUAUUUUAUAGUUACUAUAAAUUAAGAUGGAACAUUACAGAGUGCUUGUAUAUAAAGAAUAUUUUCCAGUUUUUUUUUCUUAGUUUGAAAAACGAGAUCUAAAGGGCACUGCAGUGUACAUUAUUAAGUUAUGCUCAUUCAAGCCACACAUUCAGAGUCAGUCAGUUAUAUUCAGUUUUACAAAUAUAAAAAACAAGUUGAUUACAGGGUAAGACAACAUUGACGAAAUGGUUUAUUCAAAUGAAUAGUACACCCAAAAAUUUAAUUUUGCUGAAUAUUUACCCUUAGGCCAUCCAGUAUGUAGACGACUUUCUUUCUUCAUCAAAAUAGUCUACAUCUUGAAUGACAUGAGUGUAAAUUUUAAGCAAAUUUUCAAUUUAGGGUGAACUGUUCCUUCACCGUGGUUGUAUGGCUGGAGCGCCCAUGUUAACAUAUAUUCUUUCUUGUUUUUUGCUUAUGGGACUUUGUGAAUAAUUCAGAUCGGAUUUGGCUUUCUAUAAAAAAAUUUUUUUGAAUAUUAAAACCUUGAAUGCACCUACUUGACUAAUGAAUGCUCUUUUAAGGUAAUACAUUUAUUCUUGAGUGAUGAAUUGAUGAAUCUUCACAUGUCAGUCUAGGAAUACAUGCUUCUUUUCUGUAAAAGCACUGUGUAAAAAAAUCACUAUACUUGUAAAUGCUGUUUAACAGUUCUGGUCCACUGUGAUUGUAAAAGAAUGCAGUGUUUUUUUAUUUAAUUCAUCUGAGGUUAUUGCUGAAAAAACGACUUAAAUGUUAUCAUUUAAUGUGGUAUUUUACACCAAUUUUACAUUAAGCUCUCUUUUUCAAUCAGUAAUCACCAUUUACCUGAUUAGAAUAGUUGGAAUGUUUCAACAUUUACUCUAUAAGGGAUUCUGGAAUUUAUAUGGUUUAACUUUCAUCACAGCACACCGAAUAAUAUUUUCUCAUGCUAAAAUCAACAUCUUACCCAUAUGAACUUGAGUGAAGUUUAUGCAGCAGACUGAACAGUUGUGAUUCCCAGCAUUUGAUGCCGAUGUGCAUCGCUGCAAUGACAUGGGUUGUAUUGCUAAAGAUUCAAUGUAUAUUACACUAUUGCAGCAUUUAUAUGUGCAAGUGGUAUUGUACUAUGUUGACUUAAAUUAACUCUUGAAUAAUGCUGAUAUGUUUACCUGUCUUAUCUGAGAAGUUGUUUCUUGAAAUACAUCCAUGACAAAAAAUCUGAGAACUUUAUUAUGCAUAUGUGGUUAUUUAUAUAUAAACUAUAAUAAUGUGGUUUUGUUUAGGGGUUCAAGUAGUUACGAAUAAACACCUGAUUGUGAAAA
This is a messenger RNA of Carassius gibelio (silver crucian carp), 2418 nucleotides long. RefSeq names its product ras-related protein Rab-15. The record is from RefSeq and is a predicted model, not a curated record. The transcript has 7 exons. NCBI's taxonomy places the organism in Eukaryota, Metazoa, Chordata, Actinopteri, Cypriniformes, Cyprinidae. Gene Ontology annotation, molecular function: GTPase activity; GTP binding. Gene Ontology annotation, biological process: Rab protein signal transduction. Bases 296 to 934 code for a protein of 212 amino acids.